GCCAAAAUGCUCACCACGCGCCCUGUCUGCUUCUCCUGCGCCCUCGCCGCCAUACGGACUCAGAUAUCCCAUCAACAGGUCCGCCACGCAACACUUCUCCGCCGACCGAAACGGCCCUACACCUUCACCCAACUCAUCACACUCUCCGAUGGCUCCACUUUCUUGCAUCGAACCACGAGUCCCGCGCCCGUGUAUCGCAGUGCAAAGGAUACGAAGAAUACUGCUAUGUGGAAUCCUUCAAAUCAGAAAUUUGUGAAUAUCGAAGAAGACGAAGCGGGGAGAUUGAAGCGAUUCAGGAAAAGAUUCGGUAGGGGUUAUGAUGCGGAGAGCAUGGGCGAUGGAGAAGCAGCGCUAGAAGGACAAGAAACGUUGGCUCGUGAGGGAGAGGAUGAAAAUUUGUUGGACUUGAUCGGUGGGUAUAACAAGGAGGCAGAAAAGAAGGGAAACGUGGCAAGUGUGAAAGAAGAUACGAAAAGAAGUGGCAAAGAGAAAGGUGGGCAGAAGUAAGAGAGGAAGACUGCCAUGCGAAAACGCCGCAGUGCGUCGAGCUGUGGAUACCUAGGUAAGGCAGGACCUGUUCUCGCCGUGUAUUCAAGCCUUGGCCUAUUCCCGCGUCCGUGGAUCUGGAUGUCUGGCAGCGCGGUCAAAGGAGUCUGCGGUAGCCCAUCCGUACCUGAGGUCGCGUCCUUGUACGUAUCCUGCACCAUUACCAUCGAAGGUACAGUCGGUGCACCCCGACUGUACUGCCCUGGAAUACCUGUCACCAGUGAUUCAUCUCAAACUGCACGACUAUGGUUCUCCGAUUCGCAAUCGCGAGCUGUCUUGCCCAGAGUCCGCUCAAGUUGGCACUGGCGCAGCACAGGAACAGAAUAUGUAGUGAUCAUCUCCGUCGAGCAUUGAUCCUGCAUGUCUAAGGAACUGGGUUCAUCUGCUCUUCUGCUACCAUUCCGUACAAAUCGAAUUGUCAAUGGGUCGUUGAUCAAGCGCGGAGACGAGACGGCGCCCAUUGGUGCACCGGCGUGAGUGACCCAGGAGAACAAUCUCGUGAACAUUGGAGCCAAGUUUGGAAUUUUCUCGCUUGGGCGUCGCAAAUUCUGCUUUCUAGCACGAAUGCGCCGCGGAUUAUACGAUCGAUGGCCCGAGCGAUGCAGCCCGAUGCGGCUCGAUGUUCAAGAUGAGCAUGAAUUCCUCGUGGUGACCAGCACCAGUGCAUGCUUGCUCACUGAGGGGUGCAAUAUUGGCGAAGCUCCGAUCGUGCAUCGCUCCGGCACUGCGCCCAUCCUCCUGCCAGCACUACAGUCAUACGAACGGCGAUGUCAAUGCCUCGACCAAUGGAGUGGCGGACAUGCGUGGAUCUUGUGGACUGUGCAAAGGAUGUCUGCACCCGCUCGCGGGCUACAUAUGCGUGCAGCGACUUUGGCGACGUAGUGGGCGCGACGCAUUACAAUCACCCGCAUGGAUCCGGAGACGUGACACAGUCAUAGCACCGCAAGGUUCAUUGGAUAAGCACGCAACUUACAAAGGAGGAGCAAUAUGGAACUGUCUUCGUCACUCGGGGGCAGCGACGUGGACAGUCUACGUGGCAGUGGCAGGAGCAGGAGGAUGUUGUGAAUGCGAUCGCGAUUCAUGGAUAUGGCAGCCGCAAGGGGUGUGCAGGUGCGUGAUGCUGCUGGGAGUGACUCCUAUCUCUUGAGAUGGUUGGGCAGGCUCGCUGAGCGUCGGGGGGUUAAGGAGAGUCAGGAGCUGAGGAGGGUUAGUCGGGCGACAACUUGGCAGAGUACCUUGUGUAUCUAUGACUGCGUUGGGUGCCAUUAGGUUUGUCGAGCUCCAAAAGGAGCAUGCGGGAGGCUGAGAUAGGU
Molecule: messenger RNA, 1859 nt
Organism: Sphaerulina musiva SO2202
Lineage: Eukaryota; Fungi; Ascomycota; Dothideomycetes; Mycosphaerellales; Mycosphaerellaceae
Exons: 2
Coding region: 7-507 (166 amino acids)
Biological process (GO): mitochondrial translation
Cellular component (GO): mitochondrial large ribosomal subunit
Molecular function (GO): structural constituent of ribosome
Source: RefSeq, a predicted model, not a curated record